AUUUGAAGUUACAAUUUAAAUAAUAAAUUCAAUAUUAUUUGUUGUGGUGUUGAUGACUGUUUUUAGAAAAUUCAAUUACUUUUUUAGUGCCUCUUGUAAAAAAUUCAUCAACAUGGAAGCAACGAAAAAUAAAACCAUAAAAGAGGGUCCUGCUGUAAUUAAUUUAGUUUCUGAAAAAGUUUUCUAUAAUCCUGUACAAGAAUUUAACAGGGACCUAAGUAUACUUGUGUUGAAUGUAUUUUCUGAGGACUACAGGGCUGAAAAAACACUUCAAGCACAGAAAAAAGCUCAAAACAAAAGUGUUGCCGAUACAAUUGAUGAUACCGACAAACAAGAGGUUGAAGUAACAAUAUUAGAGGCUUUAUCUGCCACUGGAUUAAGAAGUAUUCGUUAUGCAAAAGAAGUGGCCAAUAUAACAAAAAUUGUUGCCAAUGAUAUAUCCCAGCAGGCUGUGCAAACUAUGAAAGUUAACUUUGAGCAGAAUGAAGUAAGCCAUAUGGUAGAAGCCAGCCAUGAUGAUGCUUGUAUGCUCAUGUAUAAACACAAGCAGCCCAGUCAACGUUUCUCAGCGAUAGACUUGGAUCCUUACGGGUGCCCAUCCAUAUUCCUGGAUGCUGCUGUGCAGAGUGUGCAGGAUGGAGGCCUGUUGCUAGUCACAGCUACUGACAUGGCCGUGCUGGCUGGAAACUCUCCAGAAACAUGUUACAGCAAAUAUGGUGCUGUUAGCUUAAAAACUAAAUGCUGCCAUGAAAUGGCAUUAAGGAUACUGUUGCAAUGUAUAGAGAAACAUGCUAACAGAUAUAGUAGGUACAUAGUACCAUUGUUAAGUAUAUCAGCUGAUUUCUACAUUCGUGUUUUUGUGAAAAUAUAUACUGGUGCUAUACAUUGUAAGAAAACCACUAGCAAGUUGGCUAUGGUCUACCAGUGUGUUGGAUGUGACAAUAUGACUUUACAACCACUAGGUGGUUUCAAGCCAAAUCCAACUGAGAAGAAUCCAAAUCAAAUGAAGGCGUUUCUGCCCAUGGGGCCUCCUGUGACUGAACACUGUGUCCACUGCAACCAGAGGCAUCACCUAGGAGGUCCUAUUUGGACAGCGCCUAUACAUGACCCAGUGUUCGUGUCCCGAGUUCUAGGGGAGCUUUGUUCUGAACGGCACAGCCUGGGUACCCGGGACAGAAUAGAGGGCGUGCUGUCUAUGGUGCGGGAAGAACUGCACGACGUACCCCUCUACUACUCUAUGGACAGGUUAUCUGGGCGGGUGCACUUGGAAACUAUGCCCAUGUUGCUGAUGAGAUCUGCAAUUCUGAACGCUGGCCACAAAGUGUCGUAUUCGCACGCGUCCAAAACUUCCAUUAAGACGACAGCGCCGACGCGACUCAUAUGGGACAUCGUCAGAACCUGGGAGAGAACACAUCCUGUCAAGCCUGCCAGGUUAGAGGCAGACCCCGUGGCCAAGUACAUUUUGUCGCAAGAGAUCCAGUCUCAAGUGGAUUUAUCGGAGCGGCCUGACGCCAACCCUGGCAGCCGGCGCGCCGGCGUGCUGCGCUUCCAGUACAAUCCUGUGCCGCACUGGGGGCCCGGCGCUAGAGCACUCGUUAACAUCGGUGAAGAGAAAAUGUCCAAAGCAACGCGCAAUCAAAACAAAAAAUUGAAGAAACAGAAUCAAAAGCGGCAGCACUCUGGAAGCGAAGAUGAACUUCGAAAGAAAACUGUUACAGAACAGCAGUCAUUUGAUAUUGAUUUAUAAAUAAGUGAGAAUGUACAUUUAGUUUCAUUUGAUAUAUACCUCUAUUCCACAAAUACCUAUUAUGUUACAGAAAUAAAUAUUUGCGAGUAGUCAGUGGCUGAAAAUAGUAAAUACAAUUUUUACAAAGAUAUCCUGUUCAAUUCGCUAAAUCUAUUGCCACGGGUAGUCCCUUAAUAUUGUUCGAGAGAGCCACCGCGCAAAGUAAUAGAAAACUAUAGGUUUGAAAAUAAAAGAAGUUGAAUGAUCUAUGUUGUUAAAAUCUAAACCUUACAACAAAUAUAAUAAAAAAAACUAGAAAAACACGCUUUCACGUUUCAUGAUGAUACAAGAAUUAGAAGUGCGUGUAAUUCAGAUUCUAAGAUUUCAUUACAUAGUUACAUACAAGUGGACCUAAUAAAAGCGUGUUCAAAACUAGCCCCCGAUAGGAGUCGCUUAAAGGGUUCUAUGUUUGGUGUGUGUUGGGCUGCAAAAAGUAAAGGUAACAGUCAUAUAUUAAAUAAAAUCAAUCCCUAAUUGGUGGUACCACGGUUCAUAUUAAAUAAAAUUAAAGAAUUAGAGGCACCAUCCUUCUGUGUCCCGUUCGAUAGCACUGAAUAUUUAGGGGAGCAUAUUCAGUGCCGCAGCAGAUGCAGCUACGGGCAAAGAAUCGGGGUAAUAUCGUCGCCCGUAGGUUUAGUAGGUAAAAUUGACGCUGUUCAAUGCCUAUUGUGUCAGUUUCUACACCAGUCAACUGUGGAUGAGGUACAACAGGAGAUCGUAUAGUACCAUCAGAGUUCAAUAUAAUGAUAUCUUUCGUAUUCUGAUGGGUCUGCCGAGAUUUUGCAGUGCUUCGACAAUGUUCGCGGAGGCUGGGGUAUCGGACUUCUAUGCUAUUAAGGCACUUUGCAGACGACGGGGCGGGGCGGGCCGGUUAAUUUCGCCGCGAAUAAUAGCACAAAGUGAAUCCUAUACUUCAAACGCACACAGAGGGCAAAAAGACCGCGCCGCCGGUGCCCGGCGUGCAAUGGCGGCGCGGCAUGUCCGCGGCUGCCCGUCGUGGAUCACACAAACCAGUUUAUAUGCAGUAACGCAGACGGCGCACAGUGGGUGAAAAAAAGAGGUCCCCUUUCAUAGGAUUUUUGAAAAAAUAAAAAUGUAUAUUAUCCGUUUAAGGUAUGCGGUUUUAUUGGACAUAUCAGUACAUUGAAUAAUAAAAUAGUUUGGGGAAUUUCCUUUUAAUCUAACACCAUAAAGCACGGGCUUUAGAGUUUCAAAUGUAUGAAAACGGAAUUUGUUUUGCUCAUAACUUGUCUCGGUCUUCUACGGUCAAGCUGAAACUAAUAGGGAUUAUUACCGGGUCUGUUACAAAGCCAUGUGACCUUUGACCUUCACCCCGGACGGCCCCGUUCAAAAGAUACGAAUUUUUCAAAAUGCUUAUUAGGGUAAUUUUGCUUUACGGGGUUAUGUGUCUCAAUAAACAGUUUGUUUAUGUUUCUUGCCCAGCAUUUAGUUAUUAAUAUAACACAGAUUAUUAUCUAAUAAAACUACGCAGUAGAUAACGCCACCAUACAACUUAACUUUAAAUAAAAGCGUCCUAAUUCAAAAGAUAUGGAAUUAAUAUAAAUAGAUAAAAGAAAUAGUUUUAAGAAAAAGAAAACAAGAAUACAAUAUUGUAAAGAAUUACAAUGAAGUCGUUUACAGCCUACAAUUUAAUCUUUUGUUUGACAAUCGCUUAAAAG
Molecule: messenger RNA, 3465 nt
Organism: Chilo suppressalis (striped riceborer)
Lineage: Eukaryota; Metazoa; Arthropoda; Insecta; Lepidoptera; Crambidae
Source: the annotation of a GenBank genome assembly